AUGACCGCUUCUCAUGUAGUCAUCAAAGGAAAAGAUGGUGUAUUUAUAAAGCAGCCAAAGUUGCAUUCAAUCAAAAUCAAACAGAAUUGUGCUGAUAUUAAUGCGCAAACUGAAGAAACUCAAGAAACUGCAUUAACCUUAGCUUGUUGUGGAGGAUUUCGGGAUGUAGCAGACCUUCUGAUUAAAGCUGGAGCUGAUUUAGAAUUGGGUGCGUCGACCCCCCUCAUGGAGGCAGCCCAAGAAGGUCAUCGAGAUUUGGUUGAGUACCUAAUUGAUGCUGGUGCCAACGUUAAUGCCCAGACGUCGACAGGGGACACUGCUCUAACAUAUGCCUGUGAAAAUGGGCAUACAGAUGUCGCAGACCUUCUUUUGCAAGCUGGAGCAAAUCUUGAACAUGAGAGUGAGGGGGGUCGAACCCCACUGAUGAAAGCUUGUCGAGCAGGUCACUUGUGUACGGUACAGUUCCUCAUUGUAAAAGGUGGAGACGUUAAUAAGACGACCACGAACAACGAUCAUACACCACUCUCUCUCGCCUGUGCUGGGGGUCAUGUUCCUGUUGUAGAGCUGCUUUUGGUCCAUGGAGCUGAUCCCAACCAUAAGCUCAAGGACAACUCGACCAUGUUGAUGGAAGCAAGUCGAGGAGGCCACACUAAGGUUGUCCAGCUUCUGAUAGACUUCCCUUCUUCCAUUUCCCACUUGUUGCCCGUGGUCGGAACCACUCAACAUCAAGUCACAGCUACGACCCAAGGUCCAGCUGCAGAGUUGGCUACCGGAGCCAUCCUAGAGAGUGACCCUCACCAGUUGCCCAUGGGUCUCACUGUGGUGCAGGGUUCUGAUCCACAGCAAUCUCUUGUAGUUAACCCUAAUCAAAUAUUUAACGAUAUAGAUGAGAGACUUGGUGAAGGGGGAGCUGUUAUGGGUUCUAGUGGUGUUCAAACCAGUGUAGUAAAAGGAAACAGAACCAAACCUAAUCGUAAGCCAGGGGUCAUCUCCACUUUGCCUACCACCAAUCAUCUAAUCUCACUACCACCACUGGUCCAAAUGGGGAAAAGUUGACACCAUCCUCAGACUCUCAAAUAAUUAAAACUCCCCCAGUAAGCAAGGGCAGCAAUAGUGGGGGAGAGAGUGUUUUAUUGACGCCCGCCUCCCCAACGUCUCCCCCACCUCCUAGUAAUCAGGAGGAAGCCAAAAUGAGACCCUGUGAUAGACUUGACCAGUAUGUUGAUAACUUAGUAAGAAAAGCAGAGCAACCAUCUUCUAAUAGAGAGGAACAAAUUCUACAGAAACAGCAAAUAUUAGAGGAGUUGCAGCGAGUGGAGAGAGAACUGCAGGGUAAAGUUAUUCCCUACAGUGGCAGCUAUGAUCCCUCCAGGAUCCCCAUCAGCAGCUGUGCUGUUACAGCCAGCAGUAGCAGCAGCAGUGGUGUGGGUGUUGGAAACUUGAGUGGUGUC
Messenger RNA from Macrobrachium nipponense, 1451 nucleotides. RefSeq names its product ankyrin repeat domain-containing protein 17-like. The coding region runs from base 1 to 1056 and encodes 351 amino acids. Gene Ontology annotation, cellular component: cytoplasm. NCBI's taxonomy places the organism in Eukaryota, Metazoa, Arthropoda, Malacostraca, Decapoda, Palaemonidae. Gene Ontology annotation, molecular function: protein binding. The record is from RefSeq and is a predicted model, not a curated record. Gene Ontology annotation, biological process: innate immune response. The transcript has 8 exons.